AUGGAGCGCGGCCGCCGCAGCCGCCCGCCCGUGUCCCUCGUGUAUGUGAACAGCUUCGGCUCGCACCGCUGCGGCUCCGUGAUCCGCCUGGGCCGGAGGUCCCGGCAGAGCUCCGGGCAGAGUCCCCCUGGCCCGGCCGGGAGCCCCAGGGCCGCCCCGGAGUCGCAGGACGAGCCCAGCCCCGGCCCGGGGAGCUGCCGUGUGGGGAGACCCGGCAGCCGCCCCCCCGGUGACCAAGAGGCUAAGGCUAAAGCUCACCCCUUUGACUUUCCCAUCCCUUCAAAAAAUGUUGAUAAAGUCAUAAAACGGAAGAAGAAAAAGUCCAAAGUCUGGCAUAAGGUCUGGAAAGUCAUUUCAAAAAUGCUUGAAGAAAAUGAAAGGUUCAGAAGUCGACUGUUGGCCUGCAGUCAGCUGGAUGGAGAAGGCUCUGGUAUGAACCAAACUUCACAGAAUGGGGCAUACCUGGACAGGGAGGAGUCCAUAUUUGGCUGGGUGUAGCAAGAAAAUAAAGGAAGAUUCAGUGCAAAAGGAAAUAUAAAAGUAAUGAAAGCUCUUAUUUUGAUCUAGUUCUUCCUGAAGUCAGCAGUGAGACUGCAAGUGACUUCAGUGAACACAGGUUCUCUGUUGUUUGGUUGGUGUUUGUGCUUCUGCUGUUUAAGAGGUUUGUUUUUACAGUGGCUUAAACAGCUCUGUUGCAAGAUAUUUAUUUCAAGCCAUUAAGUCUAGUGUUUCACUGAGCUAUUAGUUUUCGAAAGCUUUUUAAUGAGCAUAAUAUUGUGACAGUUUUCUUGCAAAAGAAAAGAUACACAUUUAGUGUUGUCUCUGUAUUUAUAUCUUUUAUUUUUGUAGCUUGUCAGAAUAAUAAACAAACACAAAUUCGGUAAGGCAGAACUCCACACAUGAUAGAAACCCUACUUUUUUUCUUACUGAUUUGAAUAAAUUUGACUUUCUUAUAUUGAAAUAUUACACAAUAACCCUCUCUGUUCAUUCAUCCAUUUAUACAUGAAUCUCAGCAAGUAUUUUGAAUAUGAAACCAGGUGAAUGUUUUCUGUUACGGAUUCAGUGUUACUGUUCACUGGGAGGCACACAAUGGUAUCAUCAUAAUCAGAAGGUGUUGUUUAUCUAUCUGUCUUCAAUAACACUGUACAAUGUUCUUGUGUUAGGAAAUUUAGUACUUGAACUCUUGAUUGACUGUUAAAGCCUUUAAAACAAGCAAAUAGUGUAAAUGGAACGUGAAAACUGCAUAAAAAUUGUUAUGUAUAUGGAUUUCAUCUCUUGAGCUAAAAUGUUCACCUGUCACAAUUAGACAUCCUUAGCUUCAAUAAAAGAAUUGUUUUCUCAUGGCAUAAUAUCUUGGUGUUUGCAGAUAUAAAGACUGGAAUGUCAGAGUGUUGAGCUUUAAUAACAUGCUGGUGAUUGUGUCAUUAAGCAGCAGUGCAUUUGGAAGGGUUUCUUCUCUGUUUUUUAAUAGUAAAACUGAAGGUGUAUAACUGAAGGUGUAUAACUGCAAUGUACCUUUUUGAGGACAGCUCUGGCAUCAAGGUUCUUUUCUGAUUUGUGGUUGGGUAAUAUUCUGAUUUUACUUAAAAUAGUUGACAUUUCAGCUUGGAAAAGGAAAUGAGAAGGCAAAGUAUUCAAUCAAGACGUGAUCAUUUUUCUGGCAGAGCAAAAA
Molecule: messenger RNA, 1672 nt
Organism: Myiozetetes cayanensis
Lineage: Eukaryota; Metazoa; Chordata; Aves; Passeriformes; Tyrannidae
Gene: CUNH5orf47
Product: chromosome unknown C5orf47 homolog
Exons: 5
Coding region: 1-498 (165 amino acids)
Source: RefSeq, a predicted model, not a curated record